AAGUGUUGUCGAGCUGGAUUAGAUUGGGAGUUACCAACAAUUGCCAAUUAAUAUUAAUAUAUCUCUCGUCCUCGUUUAGCCUCUUCUUCCGCAGACAUUCAUCACAUCACAUACAAUCAAUUCAUUCUUACCUACGAGCAACACUCUCAAUUCGCUCCUAAACUGAAGAGUGCUGGUCACUACAAAACAACCAACAACAAACUUACAUUCAUCCCAAAUAAAAAACAAAUACAACUCCUGAGAGGCCUCCUCCAACAUGGGUGCAAACAUCAACAUCCGGGUGCAGAACCUCGAGCAGCCCAUCGACGUUGCCGAGUAUCUCUUCCGACGACUUCACCAAAUCGGCGUCCGCUCCGUCCACGGCCUUCCAGGUGACUACAACCUCAUUGCUCUCGACUACCUGCCCUCAUGUGGUCUCAAGUGGGUUGGCAGUGUCAACGAGCUUAAUGCUGCUUAUGCCGCUGAUGGAUAUGCUCGUGUCAAGCAGAUGGGUGCCCUCAUCACCACCUUUGGUGUUGGAGAGCUCUCCGCUAUCAACGGCGUUGCUGGUGCCUUCUCCGAGCACAUCCCCGUCGUCCACAUUGUCGGUUGCCCCUCCACCAUCUCCCAGCGAAACGGCAUGCUCCUUCACCACACGCUCGGAAAUGGCGACUUCAAUGUCUUCGCCAACAUGAGCGCCCAAAUCUCCUGCGAAGUUGCAAAGCUCACCAACCCGGCCGAAAUCGCCACUCAGAUCGACCACGCUCUCCGAGUUUGCUACAUCCGGUCUCGACCUAUCUACAUCAUGCUCCCUACCGAUAUGGUUCAGGCCAAGGUUGAAGGUGCCAGGCUCGACACCCCAAUUGAUCUGUCAGAGCCCGACAAUGAGCCCGAGAGUGAAGAUUACGUCGUCGACGUUGUCCUCAAGUACCUCCGAGCUGCAAAGAACCCCGUCAUUCUUGUUGAUGCUUGUGCCAUCCGCCAUCGUGUCCUUGAGGAGGUCCACAAUCUCAUCGAAAAGACCAACCUUCCCGUCUUUGUCACUCCCAUGGGCAAGGGUGCAGUCAACGAAGAGCACCCGACUUAUGGUGGUGUCUAUGCCGGUGCCGGUUCUUCACCCCCUCAAGCCCAGGAGAUUGUCGAGUCCUCAGAUCUUAUCCUGACAAUUGGUGCGCUCAAGAGUGAUUUCAACACUGCUGGCUUCUCCUACCGCACCUCUCAACUGAACACGAUCGAUCUCCACAGUGACCACUGUGUUGUCAAGUAUUCGACAUAUCCAGGUGUUUCGAUGAGAGGAGUGCUGCAAAAGGUUAUUAAGCAGAUCAGCGCCUCCGAGCUCAAUGUUCAGCCAUCGCCAGUUGUCCAGAACGAAAUUCCCAAGGCUGUAGAUGACUCACCCGUCAUCUCUCAAGCCUACCUCUGGCCACGUGUUGGUCAAUUCCUUCAGAAGAACGACAUUGUCAUCACAGAGACUGGCACUGCCAACUUUGGUAUCUGGGAUACCAAGUUCCCAGCUGGCGUUACCGCGCUCAGCCAGGUCCUCUGGGGAAGUAUUGGUUGGUCCGUUGGUGCCUGCCAAGGAGCUGCCCUUGCAGCAGCCGAUGACAACAGCGGCCGCAGAACUAUCCUCUUUGUGGGCGACGGCUCGUUCCAACUCACAGCCCAAGAACUGAGCACAAUGAUUCGCCUCAAACUGAAGCCCAUCAUUUUUGUCAUCUGCAACGAUGGCUUUACCAUUGAGCGCUUCAUCCACGGUAUGGAGGCCGAAUACAACGACAUCUCUAACUGGGAUUUCAAGGCCCUGGUUGACGUCUUUGGCGGAUCCAAGACUGCCAAGAAGUUUGCCGUCAAGACCAAGGAGGAAUUGGAGAAGCUUCUCACAGAUCCCACAUUCAACGCGGCAGAAUGCCUUCAGUUUGUCGAGCUGUACAUGCCCAAGGAAGACGCCCCGCGAGCAUUGAUCAUGACUGCGGAAGCUAGCGCCAAGAACAACGCCAAAUUGGAGUAACCUGAACCGACAUGAGAUUUUAUCGGUACCUUAUUAGAAUAAUAGACCUGACAAAGCGAAUCAAGGCAGGCACUGAUCGUUAAUGAAGCAGGAUUGGAUGGAGGGUUUUCAAAAUGAUAAAAAACGAUACAUGGUUUAACAGGAUGCUUUAUAAAUAUGAAUUUCAAGUUGAUAUCCCUUUUUAAUC
Molecule: messenger RNA, 2174 nt
Organism: Trichoderma harzianum CBS 226.95
Lineage: Eukaryota; Fungi; Ascomycota; Sordariomycetes; Hypocreales; Hypocreaceae
Exons: 4
Coding region: 257-1987 (576 amino acids)
Molecular function (GO): carboxy-lyase activity; thiamine pyrophosphate binding; magnesium ion binding
Source: RefSeq, a predicted model, not a curated record